AUGCCUUCAUUCCUUCGAAGCCUGAGCAGGAGGAACAGUCGCAUGCCCAAGACGGACGAUAAGUCCACCAAUGGCACAGAUAAGCACCAGGCCAAAGGCCUCGCCCAUCGCGCCUCGGCCUCUACUAUGAACUCAUCCCAGGUCGCCUCUUCCACUCCCUCUACCACACCAGCCACAUCCACCACCGACGAAGUCAAUGGCCCGACUCCUCCGCCUGUGCCUGCGCGACCACAACGUCCCAAUGCCGACCCAGUAAAGCGCUACAGCACCAAUGGAGGACCAUAUCCAGCACACAGUGGCUCCAACGGCUCUUUGAACAGAUCGUCGCUACUCGCCCCGCGUGUCGUAUCGAUAUCGGAGAAUUCCUGGGUGCAUCAACAAGUCCUUCUCAUUUUCGGCCAGGUCGGCGAGCCACAAAGUAGACCUUUGGACGGCACGCUUACGGUUAAUCACCACCAAGGCCGCUUUCCGUCCACCUGUUGGCCAGUACAUGAAUCCUACUUUAAAGCAUUGGUACACCUUGAGCCUGGCUGGAACAGAAUACGUCUCGACUUUACCUCGCCCAAGGUUUCCUCGUCAAAUACCUCCAUCUCCCCGCAUGCGUCCUUCAUCAACAUAAACUAUUUACCCUUGACUCAGUCUCCGCCGCUUCAGCUUGCAAUUAUACUCGGACACGAUUCCCCAGGCACAUACGAUGCUCCUCGUGAGCGUAUUGAGCGCGAAGGCAAUGGCCUUGAGCUCGCAAUAAAGAAGUUUCGAAUGGCUGCAUAUCUAUGGCAAGCUUUUACAGGAGAGCAGAUGAAGCGCUAUGGUUUCGGUCGUCGCUGUUUCCGGUUUGAAGACGCCUGGGAACCCGGUACACUGAGCUAUCAAGACUGGGGGCAAAACCAAUAUCGCACACAAGCCAAGAUUCACGUCAUCCGCUCCAAAAGGUCUGUCGCUGAAAUACGGGAUCUUGAGCGUGCGCAACAGUAUGGCCCUGCAACAAAGAAGAACGAACUCUUUGACUUCGCCAUAGAGGCAUGCAGGGACUAUUUCCAUAUAGCACCUGGUCAGAAGCAUUACGUUUCUUGCUUGUUUCUUGAUACACAGUGGGAUACUCAAACACAGACAGUACGGGGGCAUGCGGCAUUGGGUGGUGGUACUGGUGAUCUACAGCUUGCCAUUUUUGGCUCUCACGCGCUCCACAGCUAUCCAUCGAGUAUCGAGGAAGUUUUCCAGGCAUUCCAGGACUGUACCCGGACUGAUACCUCUGUUGUUGCAAACGACUGUAACGAGUCUGGAAGUAACUGGGAGGCCGCUAACAUAGGCAUCGGUGCACAUCUCCACGAAACGGGCCAUCUUUUCGGCUGUCCUCACCAGGAGUCGGGUAUAAUGUUGCGCGACUAUGUUACUUUGAACCGUACAUUUACUUGUCGGGAGCCUUACUCAACGCGUACCAAGUCACCAGGUCAGCGGCUAGUUUUGCCCAACGACGAAUGCAGGUGGCACAAAUUGGAUGUACUACGAUUCCGGUUCCACCCUUGCUUCCGGAUACCGAUCGAUGCCCCAAUGAUAAAUGGAGACGACAGCGUACAGGUCUGGACAGUUGAUGCGAGCCAAGGCGGCGUCAUUGCCACAUCGAAAUCCGGCAUUGCAUGGGUGGAGCUCUACACUGAAGGAGACGACAUUUGCCGCCACUGGAAAGAGUUUCCUGAGUUGGAGAACCAGUACCCUCGACAGGUGACACUAGAUGAAGGUGCUCUCCGCUCGAUGCUCCCCACAGACAAGCAAAAGUCUCGCUUGAAAGUUGAAGUGUAUUCUGCAGGUGGCGGCAAGCACGUAGUUGAAGACUUUAGUAAACUCGCCAACCAGAAGCUUGCUAGAGUCAAGUUGCCAGACGGCCGCUGGGGCUACCGCGGCAGCAAACUAGGCUACUCGCAAAUGGAGGGCUCAAAGCCCGAAGAAGUCAUCCUGGACUACGUCCACAUCCAAACCAAACUCUUGCUCCGCAUAAAAGUCUACCACGGCUACGCAGUCGACGGCCUGGAAUUUGUCUACGAAGACACAGACACGCAGCUCUUUGGCAAACGUGGAGGCAGCGUCUCAGAGUUUGCUCUCGACAUCCGCAAGGGCGAGCUCCUACUUGGUUUUGCGCUUCGCGCUGGCCUUUGGAUCGAUGGCCUGCAAAUUCUCACUAGUCUGGGCCGCAAGAGCGAGUGGUAUGGGAAUCCCAAUGGCGGUAGUGGACACACACUUAUUCCCCCGCGCGGUUAUACUAUUGGCGGUAUCUCAGGGUCCUGUGCUCAGUGGCUCGAUGGCUUUUCCCUCAUCAUCACAAGGUGA
This is a messenger RNA of Bipolaris maydis ATCC 48331, 2325 nucleotides long. Its product is annotated as putative peptidase family-domain-containing protein. The record is from RefSeq and is a predicted model, not a curated record. Lineage: Eukaryota; Fungi; Ascomycota; Dothideomycetes; Pleosporales; Pleosporaceae. Gene Ontology annotation, cellular component: cytoplasm.